AGCCGCAAGAAAAUCUCGUUAUCCGUACAUAACAUAUUGGUGCCGCUAAAGGUAUUCUGAAUAGUACUAUUCAACAUGAAUGAAAUUAUAAUCAAACCAGUCAAACAUCCACCAGUAAUCAAGCAAAAUUCAUUUUUGUCAGCUGAAGCUCAAACCACUUUAGAGCUAUUGGAAAAGAAGUAUAGUUUCCUCAUAAAUGAGCAGAAAAAAUUGAAGAUGGAUCCAUCCCACUAUUACAAGUCCAUAUAUGCAGCAACUUUCAAGAAAAGAGAUUCUAACCCUGUUAGUCUGCAGGCUAAUACCAGGCAUUCAACUAGUCAUACAGUCACACCUGAUGCUUCACAACUUACUGAAACAAUCACAAAAUCCCAUAAGACGAUUGAUACCAACUUUACAAAAUCUGCAUUUACCACUUCAAAUGUACCCUGCAGUGGAAAAAGUAAGGUUAGAAACCACAUCAAUGUUCCUGUCCUGUUGACUGAAGUACUGUCUGACAUUAGACCAACCGAUGAAGAGAUAGCGCAAGACAUUUUUAAGUUAACUCAAAAUACAAGAGUAAAUAGUCCUAGCAUGGACACAGAAAUAUUUCUGCAUAACUCAGUAGAAACAGAUUACAACCCAAAGAGGCAUGAUUUUAACUCACUUGAUAGUCUUGUAAAUGGGAACAACAGUUUUGAAGUAACUUUUAUGCAACAAUUAAAUGAAAAUUUAAAACGAAACUUCAAUUCUAAAAAUAAAGAAAAUGAAUCCAAUAUAGCAAGAUGUUUUGUACCUGAGGAAUCAAAUGAAUGUCACUCAACACCAAACCAAGACAUGUUUAACUCAGUGAAAAAAAGAGGCCAUGACCUAGCUGUUUUCAACAAUGAAUCGCCUCUUCUCUUCUCAUCUAGCAACCAAGAAUCUGAGCACAUUCAAAUUACUAAUGAAGGAAAAGUAAAUUGCAAAAAACAGGUAUUUUUAAUAAAUGCAAGCAAAGAUAAUGAUAUGGCUGUGAGUUCACCAGAAAAGGCUAAUUUUGAUUUACAACUUUCUGAUAUUGAAUUUUCACAAAACUCUUGUCAUACACUGGAAAUGGAUGACAAAAGUUUUGGAGACAAUAAAGUUAACACUCCUGAGUCUAUUAAUCAUACCAGUAAACUCAACAUUCAAGAGCCAAUUUUCCAAGACAAUAAAGUUAACACUCCAGGAUCAAUUUUUCUUACCAGUAAACUCAACAUUCAAGAGCCAAUUUUCCAAGACAAUAAAAUUAACACUGGAGAGUCAACUUUUCCUACCAGUAAAGUUAACCUUCCAGAGAAAAGUACUCCAUCUAUCAAGGCUAACAAUCUUGAGUCACCAAUUUCCUCCUGCAACUCAGAAAAUAAAAUCUUCUUCAACAACAUGGAUGAGAGUGAGUCACCAUUUAUUGAGGAUCCUAAAGAUGUACCAAAUGUCUUCACAUGUAAGAGAAAAAGGAAAACACUUCAAAAAGCCAAACAGGAAGAACAGCAUUGCGAUGGCUCUUCAAAAGAAGUUUCUAGAUUAGACCUGAAACAAUCAUCUGCUUCAACAUUAAAGAAAAUAAAAUCAGGAUUUAAGCCACCAAUUAAAGUCAAGACAGUGGAAGGUCCUAAAACGAAUGAGAAAUCAACUUUAGAAGUACUGAAUUUCUCAAGCUGGAGCAUUCAACAGCAAGAAGAAUUUCUGGAAAGUUUAUUAUCUUCUCAGUGCUUAACUCUAACUAUGCUAUUCAGCAAUGGUCAGGCUUUGGUGAAUACAUUCUAUUCGGCUGCCGAUCACUCUAAGCCACAUUUAAAAAGUAUUGUGAUUAUGACAGAAGUUUCACAACUGCAAUGUGUUGCUAUACCCAUGAAUGUCAACCUUGAUGAAAAUAUCAAAAAUAUUUUGCUACAAGUAAUGGCCUCAGAAAAAAUAUGCAAAACAAUCUGCAACUUUAAAGAAUUUAUAGUGGAACUAAAUUCACUGUUUUCACUUGAUGCUUAUGACUGUGCAAAUGUUGAAGAUCCAGUUAUAGCAUCCUGGGUUGUGCAUUCUGAAAAUCAGCCUCUGAGUUUUUCACAAAUUUGCAGAACUUCUAAUUUUGAGUUUGUGUAUAAUGAAAGGGAAUGGCUUCCAUGUUUUCAGUUUACACCAAAUUUAAUGAAGGCUUUAAGGGUUAAGCUCAAGAAAGAUAACUUAUGGACAUUAUUCAAAAGUAUUGAAAUGAAGUUAGUUCCCAUUUUAUCCUGCAUGGAAUUGAAUUCCAUCAAAGUUGAUACUGAGAAAUUGGUUGGUUUUUCUGAAAUAUUAAAGUGCAAGUUGAACAGGUUAGAAGAAGCAAUAUACACAGAAGCUGGACAUAGGUUUUGUCUGAAUAGCCAUGUUCAGUUACGACAAGUUUUGUUUGAAGAACUUCAGCUUGAUAAAAAACUUCCAACAGAUAAGAAAAUUAUAAAGACCAGUUCAUUUCAAUUGAAAUCUACCUGUGAAUCUAGUCUUACUGUGUUGGCUAACUACCAUCAUUUACCAUCUCUAGUAUUAGAAUACAGACAGCUUCAGAAACUGAAAUCCACAUAUGUUGAUGGCAUUAUAGCUUGUGCUGUUAAUGGCCUGGUCAAGACACACUGGGAUCAGACAGCUGCUGCUACAGGUCGGCUUACCUCAUCACAACCUAAUUUCCAAGCUAUUCCUAAAAAUGUUAUUUCCAUCAGUGACUACAAACCUAAUUACAUAAUAGGAUUAAAAUCUUCACAAAAUGCUGUAAUAUAUGCCAGAGAACCUUUCAUAAGCAAGCCUGAACAUUCAUUUUUAGCAGCAGAUUUCCAACAAAUUGAACUAAGGAUUCUAUCACACCUUUCCCAAGAUCCCAUCCUUUUAAACAUUUUUAGCCAACAGAAAACAACUGACAUAUUUAUCUCCCUUACAUCACAAUGGCACAACAAACCUCCAGAAUCUGUUACUUCUCAAGAGAGGGAAAGUACCAAAAGAAUUGUUUAUUCCAUUGUAUAUGGAGCGGGAAAAGAGAAGUUGUCUGAUUACUUAAAAGUAAAGCCGCAAGUAGCAAAAGAUAUAAUGAAUAGUUUCCUAUUACAGUUUCCUUCAAUAGACAUCUUCAUAAAAAAGUGCUGGUCUUAUGCACAAGAUCACGGCUACACAGAGACAGUGUGUGGCAGGAGGAGAUACUUCCCCCACAUCAACCACCCAUCUCCAGUUCUCAGGGCACAGGCUCAAAGGCAGGCUGUCAACUUUUGUGUCCAGGGUUCUGCUGCGGACAUAUGCAAGCUGGCCAUGAUAGCAGUAGAGAACAAGCUUCAAGCAAAGGAGCAUUUAAAUACAAGGUUACUGCUACAAAUUCAUGAUGAACUUGUGUGGGAGGUGCCUGAUGAGCAUAUAACAGAAGCCAAAGAGGUUAUUCAACAAACAAUGGAGGAUACACAAAGUCUUUGCGCACAAUAUUGCAAUCUCCAGGUUCCUCUUUCAGUGACCAUCACUAGAGGGAAGUCUUGGGCUCAUCUGGAACCAUUUGAAUGAGAUAGCCAGUGCCACGUUUUGUUCAAAUAGAGUAUAGAGAUGAUAUAACUCAAAACAUGCUGUUCCAAUUAUACCCAUGUUUGGCACCUAUACAAGUUUGUGAGUUUUUAUUUUUUACAUCAUACUAUUUCAGUGGCAAACUCUAAGUCAUCUGGUGGGUGAAGAAGGGUGUCUGACUUGAAGUUGCCAAAAUUGUGUUAUGUUAUUUACAGAUGACAACUAAUGUUUAUACAUGUUUAACUUAAAUUAUUUCAGUUGUCAUGUAUUUUGUUUAGCUUACAUUUAGCAAUUGCAGAUAUAUUUACAGGUAAUAGAAUACUAAGAAUAUAUUGGGUAAACAUUUAAAAAUGAAGUCAUUACAAAAAAUUAUUUUGGAAUGGAUAUAUAAUCAAUACAACUUUAACAAAAAUGUCUUAUAUUAAAGAUUACUUAAGUGAAAUUAUGACUACUUCAUAAUGCCAUAACAAUACACCGGCUAGAUUGUAAUUUAUUUUGCCAUUUAUGUGUACAUUGUUAUUAACUUUAUAAUUGUUGAUACACUUGCUAUCUAUUGUUAGUGGAGGUUUUGGAAAUGUAUUGGCCAUCUUAUAUAUAAAUAUUUAGUUGACUAAAACUUGAGGUUGAAACAUUUAUGAAUAACUUUUGAAAAAUAUUUGAAGUUGUUUCAAACUUAGGUAUUUUAAAUGUUUGUUUUUGCGAAUAAUUUAAGUGAUACAAUUGUUUUUAUUUAUGAAUAAUA
Physella acuta is the source of this 4249-nucleotide messenger RNA. RefSeq lists its product as uncharacterized. The record is from RefSeq and is a predicted model, not a curated record. Gene Ontology annotation, biological process: DNA-templated DNA replication; double-strand break repair. Gene Ontology annotation, molecular function: DNA binding; DNA-directed DNA polymerase activity. NCBI's taxonomy places the organism in Eukaryota, Metazoa, Mollusca, Gastropoda, Physidae.